Owenia fusiformis is the source of this 486-nucleotide messenger RNA. NCBI's taxonomy places the organism in Eukaryota, Metazoa, Annelida, Polychaeta, Sabellida, Oweniidae. The record is from the annotation of a GenBank genome assembly.
UGCAGAGGCGAAUUUUGUGUGCACUUUCAAGAACCUGAAGCACACACACCAACUUCUACACCAGGCCUGACAAGUCCACCAAAUCAACAGGGGGAUUACUGCUUAUACUGCGCAAGUAGAGGAUGGAGGAAUACCACGUGUUCUGUGUUCGACGACAAACCAUUCUUGGCAUCGAUGUCAGUGCAAGACGUAACACUCAAGACCCAGGUGUCAAGGACACAAUGCAUGAAGAACAAAUGGGGUUUAAAUUAUGAAGCCGGGACAAUUUGGGUAGCUAAAGGUUGCAGGGGCGAAUUUUGUGUGCACUUUCAAGAACAUGAAGCAAACACCCCAACUCCUACACCAGACCUGACAAGUCCACCAAAUCAACAGGGUACAAAAGCUACACCAUUUCUUUCAUAUGCACAUUUUUCUAUUAACCUUUUCAAAAAAUACAAGUUAGGUAGGCAAUUGAAUUUGCUAACUUUAUUUAACAAAACAUUGAUA